Molecule: messenger RNA, 2520 nt
Organism: Anopheles arabiensis
Lineage: Eukaryota; Metazoa; Arthropoda; Insecta; Diptera; Culicidae
Gene: mnd
Product: Y+L amino acid transporter 2
Exons: 7
Coding region: 27-1538 (503 amino acids)
Biological process (GO): amino acid transmembrane transport
Cellular component (GO): membrane
Molecular function (GO): L-amino acid transmembrane transporter activity
Source: RefSeq, a predicted model, not a curated record
GAAACAGAAAAGUGCGUCAAACAAAAAUGGCCAAAGUCGGUGAUGUGGACAACCGGCCGGUACAGCAGGGCUUUCGGCGCGAAAGUGAUGAGGGCAAGGCGGUGGCCGGCACGUCCGAAAGCCCCGACGCUGGCGGCGGCGGUGGCAUCGAGAUGAAGAAGGAGCUUGGCCUGAUGGAUGGAGUGGCGAUCAUCGUGGGCGUGAUCGUCGGUGCCGGCAUCUUCGUCUCGCCCAAGGGUGUGCUGCUCUACUCCGGCUCGAUCGGUGUGGCCAUCAUCGUGUGGAUACUGUCCGGUGUGCUGAGUAUGGUCGGUGCGCUGUGUUAUGCCGAGCUGGGCACCAUGAUUCCCAAGUCGGGCGGUGAUUACGCGUACAUCGGUGAAGCGUUCGGUCCGCUGCCAGCGUUCCUGUACCUUUGGGUGGCACUGCUGAUUCUCGUCCCGGCCGGCAAUGCCAUUACCGCGAUCACGUUCGCCCAAUAUCUGCUGCAGCCGCUGUGGCCCACCUGCGAACCGCCGUACGAGUCGGUGCGCUUGCUAGCCGCCGUUAUAACCUGUCUUCUUACCGCGAUCAACUGUCGAAAUGUGAAAUGGGUCGCCCGGGUGACGGAGACGUUCACGGGGAUGAAGGUGUUGGCCCUGCUCGUCAUUACCGGUGCCGGUGCGUGGCAUCUGAUGAGUGGCAACACGGAGCUGCUCGAGGCCCCGUUCGCCAACUCCAAGAUACAGCCCGGCUUCAUUGCGGUCGCUUUCUACAACGGGCUGUUUUCGUACUCGGGCUGGAAUUAUCUCAACUUUGUCACGGAGGAGCUGAAAGAUCCCUACCGCAACUUACCUCGCGCCAUCUGCAUCAGCAUGCCGGUCGUCACUGUCAUCUAUGUCAUCACGAACAUCGCCUACUUUGCGGUGCUACCGCCGGACGAGAUGCUUUCCUCGCAGGCCGUCGCGGUUACAUUUGCGGAGAAAAUGCUCAGCUUCAUGGCCUGGACGAUGCCACUGUUCGUGGCGUGCUCUACCUUCGGCUCGCUGAACGGUGCCAUCUUUGCCUCGUCGCGACUGUUCUUUGUGGGCGCCCGAAACGGACAUCUGCCGGCGGCACUUUCACUGAUCAACAUUAACUGUCUGACGCCGAUACCUUCAUUGCUGUUCCUGUGUGCCCUUACGCUUCUGCUGCUGUUCAUUCGCGAUGUGUUUGCGAUCAUCAACUACGUCAGCUACGUGGAGAUCUUGUUCAUCUUCAUUUCCGUCGCCGGUCUGUUACGGUUACGGCAGAAGGCUCCCGAUGCACACCGACCCAUCAAGGUGUCCCUGAUCGUUCCGAUCGUGUUCUUACUGACGGCUGGAUUUUUGGUCAUCUUCUCGGUGUUUGAGUCGCCGAUGGAGGUCGGCAUCGGUACGCUCGUCAUACUGCUGGGCAUUCCCGUGUACUACGUCACGAUCGGGAAACCGUGGCGCUGGCUGACCCAAAAGUCGCAAUCGUUCAAUCGAUUCUGCUCCAAACUGUUCCUAUGCAUGCCGAACAGCGAAAAGCUCGACUAGGAUCUGAUGGCCUAGGCGCAUCCGCAAACAAAGCCACCCGUGUAUCAAGCUCAAACAUUAAUCUCAACGAAGGACAGUCCGAUGCCCGGUCGAAUAGCGCCCUCUUGCUCACAUAUCAUCUGUACUGUGUAUAUAGAGACUAUACUUUGCAUGGAUAGUUACAGCAACAACAAACAAACAAAAAACAUUAAAAUGAUAUGCUUCAACAGCAACAACAUCAUUGAAAAAAAAACUAAAAACAUAACCCAUAAUCAACGUAAUUGCCUUCUCUCAAGCGCUCUUUCCACUGUUUUGUCGUGUCGAAUCGAUUUCUUAGGUGUAAGACAUUAAUCUAAUGAGUAAAGAAACUGAUACAGCAACACGGAAGCUCAACGUUGGCCUAUUGCAAUUGGCGUGUGUGAUCGUUUCACUUUGAAGCUACAAUACGACGGAGGAUUUCAAGUUUAGAGCGCUUUUCGCACGACGCCUUAACUGUAGUAUGCAUGAAAUAGAAAUUACAAUAGUCAAUUUACAGUUUGUACAGGUUAGAUAGGCAGGGAGCAAUUUAUAAGAUUGUAGAGCUAAAAGAGAACGAAUUACGAAGAUUAGUUAAGUCAUAUUUAUCUGCUCUUAUAAUCUGCCUUCAAAAUCGAACGCUUCUGAUAAUGGCUGGUCGAAUGCAACGGUUAACAGCGAAAAGUUUGAUUGCUCCAAAGUCCCCUUGAGGGAUUGCUUCCAGCGACGGGAUUUUCCGGAGUUGUUGUGCUCAAAUAAUAUUCCAUGAUAUGCUGCUCAAUGAAUAUCUACACUGAUUUACACACAAACCUAAACUCUUACACACACACAGACACAGACACAGACACAGCAAGACAUAACAGAACGAACCAAGACUGUUAUUCGACUACAUUUGAAUAAGGGAUUUUAUACAAUAAAUAUAUUUCGAUUUGUAAGAUGUUUGUAAUUUACACGUCAAUAAUUAAUAAAAUGAAGAAUGAAAAGAUCA